AUGAAUAGAGUUUUGCAGUCAUUGCGACGUCGUGUUGCAAGUUGUGAAAAUACUACAGAUAUUACGAGUAAUCAAAGUGGUGAUAUUACUAACAACAGUGACGAUAUUCUUGCCAAACAAGUAACACCAUUAUCUCGUGAUGAUCAUUCAAUUAAUGAUAAAUUUGGGGCUCAAGUAUUGGAUAAUGUUAAAAAAGAGGAAUUACUAAAAAAUCUACCUAAGGGGAUGAAUAGUUCUGAGAUUUCUAAAUAUAUAUGUGAAUACACAAAUAUGUCAGUAAAUGAUUCAUAUAGCUCAAAAGAAGCUAUUGGUACUCUUUUUAAGGAUUCAAAACAUUAUGUAGAAGUAUUGUAUCCACCUAAUGAAUUUUUGAAAAUAUCGAAUUUUUCAUUUAUUAGGGAUUUUAACACCUUAAAUUCAAACUUGGAUAGUGAUACUGAGGAACCAAAAAGUCAACAACAUACAGAUUUAUCAGAGUUUGCCAGAAAUAAUAAGAUUAAAGAACAAGAAUUAGUAAUGAAUAAUAAGGAUACUUUAUUAAUAAUAAAUAAUAAUCAAGGAAUAACUUCAAAUAGUGUUUUGAACUUUACUCCUAACAUAAUUUCUGCUUUCAAUAUGACCUCAUUAGAUACUUUACCUUUUGGACUAAAGGAAACGAAUUUUGGUCAUAUCUUGGUUGAUGAUCCAUAUAGUUCGUUACCACUACUUCAUCAGGUCAAACCUGAGGAGCAUAUAGACCUACUUAGACAAAAAUUAAGAGUAUGCUGCAUUAUAUUUAACUUUAAUAAUAAUUCUGCCAGUUUAUUAAAAGAAAAGAAAAGAGAAACCUUGCUUGAAUUAGUGGAAUAUAUAAGUAAUAAUGAGCAUAUAUUUCAAGAAUGUAUUGUUCCGGAUGUUUUAUUGAUGAUAUCAAGCAAUAUAUUUAGAUCAUUUAUACACAAUUGUCAACCUGCAUCAAAUAAUUUAAAUAACAAUGGAAUAUUGAAUUGUGGGAAUUCAAAUUUAGGUAGUAAUAUAAAUAAUAAUAAUAAUGUAAAUAAUAUCGGAUCUUUAAAUAAUACAGUACUAGAAUAUGAUGAAGAUGAACAAUCACUAGAACCUAGUUGGCCACAUUUAUUAGUUGUUUAUGAAUUUUUUUUACGUUUUGUAAUAAGUUCUCAAUUUGGUACAAAGAUUGCAAAGAAGUACAUUGAUAAUGCAUUUAUAUUAAAACUAAUUGAUUUAUUUCAGAGUUAUGAUCCACGUGAAAGAGAUUAUUUAAAAACUAUAUUACAUAGGAUAUAUGGGAAAAUAAUGCCUAGAAGAAGUUGUAUUAGAAAAGCAAUGAAACAUAUAUUUCUUAGAGUCAUAAUAGAUGGUGAACCACACCGUGGUAUUGCUGAAUUAUUAGAGAUAUUUGUUUCAAUUGUAAAUGGUUUUACAAUACCAUUAAAAGAGGAACAUAAGAUAUUUUUAGAAACUGCACUUAUACCAUUACAUAAAGCUAAAUGUAUUGCAUCAUUCCAUCAACAAUUAAUUUAUUGUUUAGUACAAUAUAUUGAGAAAGAUACAAAAUUAUCUGUUCCUAUUAUUAAAGGAAUGUUGCGAUAUUGGCCAAUUACAAACUCAUCAAAGCAAAUAUUAUUCUUAAAUGAAUUAGAAGAAUUACUUGAGAUAACACCUACAAAUUAUAUUGAGCCUAUAUUAGUACCUAUAUUUGAAAGACUAGCAUUUUGUAUACAAAGUCCACAUUUUCAUGUAGCUGAAAGAGUUUUAUAUUUAUGGAAUAAUGAGGUUAUCGUGAAUUUAAUAAAUACAUACAAGAGUGAAAUUUAUCCUGUUUUAGUUAAGGCUCUAGCCUCACAAAAUAAGAAGAUACACUGGAAUUCAACAGUUCAUGGACUUACCUUUGUUGUGAACAAAGUUUUAGCAGAGACAGAUCCAGCAUUAUUUGCACAGAUUACAGAAAAGAAUAAUGUUGAGAUCCAGAAAUCAGAGGUGAUUCAACAAAAAAGAGAUGAUAAUUGGAAACAAAUUUUAAAUCUUGCUCAGAGUAAACAAUCCCAAAUUAACUAA
Molecule: messenger RNA, 2055 nt
Organism: Cryptosporidium muris RN66
Lineage: Eukaryota; Apicomplexa; Conoidasida; Eucoccidiorida; Cryptosporidiidae
Product: protein phosphatase 2A regulatory B subunit, putative
Exons: 2
Coding region: 1-2055 (684 amino acids)
Biological process (GO): signal transduction
Cellular component (GO): protein phosphatase type 2A complex
Molecular function (GO): protein phosphatase regulator activity
Source: RefSeq, a predicted model, not a curated record